Messenger RNA from Aureobasidium melanogenum CBS 110374, 1197 nucleotides. RefSeq names its product acid phosphatase phoa. The coding region runs from base 1 to 1197 and encodes 398 amino acids. The transcript has 4 exons. Gene Ontology annotation, biological process: phospholipid catabolic process. Lineage: Eukaryota; Fungi; Ascomycota; Dothideomycetes; Dothideales; Saccotheciaceae. Gene Ontology annotation, molecular function: hydrolase activity, acting on ester bonds. The record is from RefSeq and is a predicted model, not a curated record.
AUGUUUUCUACAUUCGUUCUUUCUGCACUGGCUCUCUCGAGCCAGGUAGUGGCUGUCAACUUCACCUCCACUUCGCCAGCCGACGUUGCUGCUGCUCGCGACAGUGCCUUAACUCUCAGUCCAACUAGCAAGGUCCCUGGCAAGGCCUUCGACCGCUUCGUGACCAUCUGGCUUGAGAACACUGAUUUCGACAAGGCGGCUAGCGAUCCCAAUCUUGCCUGGCUGGCCAAGAAGGGUAUCAUUCUUAGCAACUACAACGGAGUCACCCACCCCAGUGAGCCAAACUACGUUGCUUCCAUCGGAGGUGACAACUUUGGCAUGGAUAACGAUGAUUUCAACCAAAUUCCUGGUAAUAUAUCCAGUAUCAUUGACUUGCUGGAGGAUAAGGGCAUUUCUUGGUCACAAUAUCAACAGGAUAUGCCCUACUCCGGCUUCGAGGGCAAGGCCUGGGUGAACCAGCAGACUCAGGCCAAUGACUACGUCAGAAAGCACAAUCCUGCUGUUAUUUAUGAUGCAAACACCAGCGCUGAGAGACUGGCUAAGAACAAGAACUUGACCGAGUUCUACAGUGACCUUGAAGCCAAGAAGCUUCCUCAAUGGAUGUUUAUCACGCCUAACAUGACAAACGAUGGCCAUGAUACUAGUGUCACAACUGCUGGUGCCUGGACUCGUAGCUUUUUGGAGCCUCUUCUCAACGACGACCAUUUCAUGCACAACACCCUUGUUCUGAUCACUUUCGAUGAGUCCCACACAUACACCAUCCAGAACCGUGUCUUCAGUAUCCUUCUCGGUGAUGCGGUUCCAAAGAAGCUGGUUGGCACCACUGAUUCUCAGUACUACAACCACUAUUCUGAGAUCAGCACUGUUGAAGCAAACUGGGACUUGAGCACUCUUGGCCGUUGGGACGUCGGUGCCAACGUCUUCUCCUUCGUUGCUGAAAAGACCGGUGAUGUGAACACACCCUGGCCCGCUGCCUCUGGUGCCAACUCUAGCCACUUCUUCAACAGCUCUUUCGCCGGUCCAUUCAACGACGAUGACAGGGUUUCUAAACUUCCCGUCCCUAACACCAAACUUGUCAGAAACGGCCGCAAGGUUCUCGGCAAGAUUGCUCGCACUUGGGGUGCUUUCCAGAGCCAGACUUACUACGAGAACACCGUUCAGAUCCCUGACGGCAUGCACCCUCCUCAGGGCUGGUAA